UAAAAGGAAAAGCAGAAAGAAAGAGGGAAGAAAAAAAGAAGGAUUUUUUUUCCUCUGCCCUUAAUGCCCGCGAUCUGGAUCAAGGAGGGGGAUUUUCUGUCUGAGCAUGAAAAGGACUGCUAGAGCCCCAGGAUUUUCACGCCUGCAUUAUCAAGCCAGCACCCAGUAUGCAAGCUGGACAGAGAAGCUCUCCCACAAGUUCCUACCGAGCCGAAUAAAACCCACGGGCGAGCAGAUCUCCGCCAGAGAGGGACAUUAGCAUCAGGACUCCACAGAAUGGAGCAAGAAUGAGAGGAAAAAGGCAGACAGAAAAGCAUGAACUGGAGGCUUGUUGAGUUCCUCUACCUCCUGUUUAUAUGGGACCAUAUACUAGUACAGCCCUCCCACCAGGACCCAGCUGCCACCAACCAACAUGUCUCCAAGGAGUUUGAUUGGCUUAUUUCAGACAGGGGGCCUUUCCACCACUCGCGGAGCUACUUAUCCUUUGUGGAAAGACAUCGUCAAGGAUUUACAACCAGAUAUAAAAUAUACAGGGAGUUUGCCCGUUGGAAGGUGAGGAACACAGCCAUCGAGCGGAGGGACCUGCUCCACAACCCACUGCCCCUGAUGCCCGAGUUCCAGAGGAGCAUCCGCCUCCUGGGCCGGAGACCCACCACGCAGCAGUUCAUCGAUACCAUCAUCAAAAAGUACGGCACCCACAUCCUCAUCUCUGCCACGCUGGGAGGAGAGGAGGCCUUGACCAUGUACAUGGACAAAAGUCGCCUCGACAGGAAGUCAGGAAACGCUACCCAAAGCGUGGAAGCUUUGCACCAGCUCGCUUCCUCCUACUUCGUAGACCGUGAUGGCACCAUGAGGAGACUCCAUGAGAUCCAGAUCUCUACCGGAGCAAUCAAGGUAACAGAAACUCGGACUGGCCCCCUGGGCUGUAACAGCUACGACAAUCUGGACUCUGUGAGUUCUGUCCUUCUGCAAAGCACUGAAAGCAAACUCCACCUGCAAGGUCUCCAGAUCAUCUUCCCCCAGUACCUACAAGAGAAGUUUGUCCAGUCUGCCUUGAGCUACAUCAUGUGCAAUGGGGAGGGCGAGUACAUCUGCCGGAACAGCCAGUGCGGCUGCCAGUGCGCGGAGGAGUUCCCGCAGUGCAACUGCCCCAUCACCGACAUCCAGAUCAUGGAGUACACGCUCGCCAACAUGGCCAAGACCUGGACAGAAGCCUAUAAAGAUCUGGAGAAUUCAGAUGAGUUCAAAUCCUUCAUGAAAAGGCUACCUAGCAACCACUUCCUGACCAUUGCGAGCAUCCACCAGCACUGGGGGAACGACUGGGACUUGCAGAACCGCUACAAGCUGCUGCAGAGCUCCUUGGAAGCCCAGCGCCAGAAGAUCCAGCGCACUGCCCGCAAACUCUUCGGCCUCAGUGUCCGGUGUCGGCACAACCCCAACCACCAGCUGCCUAGAGAAAGGACAAUACAGGAAUGGCUUACCCGGGUCCAGUCCCUACUCUACUGCAAUGAGAAUGGGUUUUGGGGCACUUUUUUGGAAAGCCAGCGGAGCUGUGUUUGCCAUGGUGGCACGAGCUUGUGCCAGCGUCCCAUCCCUUGCAUCAUUGGGGGCAACAACAGCUGUGCCAUGUGCAGCCUUGCCAACAUCUCUCUCUGUGGCUCGUGCAACAAGGGCUAUAAGCUUUAUCGGGGCCGGUGUGAGCCUCAGAACGUAGACUCAGAGCGGAGCGAGCAGUUCAUCAGCUUCGAGACAGACUUGGACUUCCAGGACCUAGAGCUGAAGUACCUGCUGCAGAAAAUGGACUCUCGCCUGUACGUGCAUACCACCUUCAUCAGCAACGAGAUCCGCCUGGACACCUUCUUUGACCCCAGGUGGCGCAAACGCAUGUCCCUCACCUUGAAGAGCAACAAGAACAGGAUGGACUUCAUCCACAUGGUGAUUGGGAUCUCCAUGCGCAUCUGCCAGAUGCGCAACAGCAGCCUGGACCCUAUGUUCUUUGUCUAUGUCAACCCGUUCAGCGGGAGUCACUCCGAGGGCUGGAACAUGCCCUUCGGGGAGUAUGGCUACCCACGCUGGGAGAAAAUCCGCCUCCAAAACAGCCAGUGCUACAACUGGACCCUGCUACUGGGCAACCGGUGGAAAACCUUUUUCGAGACCGUCCACAUCUACCUACGCAGCCGGACGCGGCUGCCCUCCCUGCUGCGAAACGAGACGGGCCAAGGGCCCGUGGACCUUUCUGACCCCAGCAAGCGCCAGUUCUACAUCAAGAUCUCGGACGUGCAGGUGUACGGCUACAGCCUGCGCUUCAACGCUGACCUUCUGCGCAGCGCCGUGCAGCAGGUCAACCAGUCGUACACGCAAGGCGGGCAGUUCUAUUCUUCCUCCUCCGUCAUGCUCUUGCUGCUGGAUAUUCGGGACCGAAUCAAUAGACUGGCACCUCCUGUGGCCCCGGGGAAGCCCCAGCUGGAUCUAUUCUCUUGUAUGCUCAAGCACCGCCUGAAGCUCACCAACAGUGAGAUCAUCCGUGUGAACCACGCUCUAGACCUGUACAACACCGAGAUCCUCAAACAGUCGGACCAGAUGACGGCCAAACUCUGCUAACCCGGACUUUUCAGUGGGACACAUUGGUGACUGAUCCUUUUGCUGUAAAAAAAAUAAAAGAGAAAAAAAAAAAAAGAGGAAAGAAAAAAAGCAAG
This is a messenger RNA of Numida meleagris (helmeted guineafowl), 2696 nucleotides long. It is a transcript of the gene BRINP1, whose product is annotated as BMP/retinoic acid inducible neural specific 1. The coding region runs from base 316 to 2601 and encodes 761 amino acids. Gene Ontology annotation, biological process: positive regulation of neuron differentiation; negative regulation of mitotic cell cycle. The record is from RefSeq and is a predicted model, not a curated record. Lineage: Eukaryota; Metazoa; Chordata; Aves; Galliformes; Numididae. The transcript has 8 exons.